GGGGGGUUAGUAAUUUGUGGAGAUAACACUUAAGCCCAGGCCUGUCUUGCCUUCUAAUGUAUCAAUUCAUUCUAUCUGGAUACCAUGUCCGUGAACUGGACAUCACAUUAUUUGCAUUAUAAGGUAGAGGGAGCCGCCAGUAUUGUGCAUUUUAUUUGUGUUCUUAUCCUCCAUCAGUAUCUGGGAGCAGAUAGAAACAGAUUUUUAACAUUUAGUUCACAGGAAGCACUUUCUGCAGCUGGAUCAUAGACUCUUGUUACAGAGUCUUGUUUAUCUGUUUCCUCAAACCAGACAAGUUUGGAAUAAGAGGGUUCUGAGAACUCAACUCUUCUGCCUUCUAGUGGUAAAAAGGCCAGAUUUUCUUACUGAGCUGAAACUUCCCUGGAUGCCGUAAGCUUAAAGCAGCAAGGAUCAGGUGACACUGCUGGUGUUGGCCCAGCUGUUCGGGCAUCCCGGGGUGUGGAACCCAUGGCAGCCGCCUGGAAUUUGUGUUCAGUUUCUACUACUGAAUUGUUCUCAGUGCAAUGGAAUCACAGAUUUUCAAAAAUUAUCAAGCUACUUGUAGUCAGGUAAGGGACUGAUGAGGAAUAGAGGUCAUUCUUGCAGAGGACAGUCUCAGAUCACGCUGAGCGCGAGUCACGGUUCAGUUUCCACCACUGAUUUAGAGCCACCAGCUGCAGGAUGUGUCUGGUCAGAGUUUCCCAGCACCUGCCCCAUUUGGAACUCAUUUUCAAAGGGAAUAAUUGAGAUAAAAGUUAAUUCUAUGUACCCAAAAGGACUGGUACCCCUGGGUUAUUGACCUGAGAUACGAAUACCAGAUCUGCACCAAAACAUUUGGCUACGUGGGGAAGAGAAGUCAAUUCGGCUUUCUUGGCUGCAGGUGCCAGCUCUCCUGGCUGCAGAAUGUUGAUGAAGCCACAGGUGCCUGUUGCCUUAAAGGGCCGCAGCAUUAGGAAGGCUGAGAACCACUGCCUUAAAGGAUCAUCUUCCUUGGAGCUGGGUGAAGGCCGGUGUCUUGUGCUUGCUUGGUGGAGUCGAAUAAAGGGAAAAGACAGAGUUUUUAAUACUCCACUGUGUGAGCAAGGAAUUGUUGGAUUUGGAAUCGGAAUUGCUGUCACUGGUGCUACAGCCAUCGCAGAGAUCCAGUUUGCAGAUUACAUUUUCCCUGCGUUCGAUCAGAUUGUUAAUGAGGCCGCCAAGUACCGCUAUCGCUCUGGGGACCUUUUCAACUGCGGCAGCCUCACCAUCCGCUCCCCGUGGGGCUGUGUUGGUCACGGGGCUCUCUACCAUUCUCAGAGUCCAGAAGCGUUUUUUGCCCAUUGCCCGGGAAUCAAGGUGGUUAUACCCAGAAGCCCUUUCCAGGCCAAGGGACUUCUUUUGUCAUGCAUAGAGGAUAAAAACCCUUGUAUAUUUUUUGAACCCAAAAUACUUUACAGGGCAGCAGUGGAACAGGUCCCAGUAGAGCCGUACAACAUCCCGCUGUCCCAGGCGGAAGUCAUACAGGAAGGGAGUGAUGUCACCCUGGUUGCCUGGGGCACGCAGGUUCAUGUGAUCCGGGAAGUGGCUUCCAUGGCAAAAGAAAAGCUCGGAGUGUCUUGUGAAGUCAUUGACCUGAGGACUAUAAUACCUUGGGAUGUGGACACCGUUUGUAAGUCUGUGAUCAAAACAGGACGUCUGCUCAUCAGUCACGAGGCUCCUUUGACGGGAGGCUUUGCCUCGGAGAUCAGCUCCACGGUUCAGGAAGAAUGCUUCUUGAACCUAGAGGCUCCUAUAUCAAGAGUAUGUGGAUAUGACACACCAUUUCCUCACAUUUUUGAGCCAUUCUACAUCCCCGACAAGUGGAAGUGCUAUGAUGCCCUUCGAAAAAUGAUCAACUAUUGACCACAUAGAUAAGCUGGAAGAUUGUGGCUAGAUACGAAAAUAUUUUUCUGAAAUUUUUUUACGUAUCCUCAGAUUUAUCUCUUCUUGAAAAUAGUUUUUAAUGAAAUGAACAAUGAUGGAUAUUGGCUGAAAAGUUAUGAAUUAAUUAUUGUAUUGUAACACACAUGAAUUGGUGAUUUUCAUUGAGUGUUUUAGAUUAACUUUUUAAAACAUUCCCCAUGGUAGUCUCCUAAAGUCUGUUUGAUUUUACAUCUGUAAAUACUGGAUUUGGGGUAAUAUCAAUAAAGCAAAAUCAGAUUAUC
Molecule: messenger RNA, 2183 nt
Organism: Nycticebus coucang (slow loris)
Lineage: Eukaryota; Metazoa; Chordata; Mammalia; Primates; Lorisidae
Gene: BCKDHB
Product: branched chain keto acid dehydrogenase E1 subunit beta
Exons: 9
Coding region: 904-1881 (325 amino acids)
Biological process (GO): branched-chain amino acid catabolic process; response to nutrient
Molecular function (GO): catalytic activity
Source: RefSeq, a predicted model, not a curated record